Messenger RNA from Paramecium sonneborni, 615 nucleotides. NCBI's taxonomy places the organism in Eukaryota, Ciliophora, Oligohymenophorea, Peniculida, Parameciidae. The record is from the annotation of a GenBank genome assembly.
AUGAUUUUAAAAUUCGGGAAUGAUGAAUAAUUAAAAGAUUUAGUUUGGUAGAAAGAUUAAAAUAUUGGAACAGUUAUUACCAUUCAUAAUGUUUAUAUUAUUGAUAAUAGUUUAAAUACUCUUAAAUUAAUUUCACUUCAGCCUUAAGUAAAUAAAAAGUAAAAUAAAUAUAAUAAAUUAGAAAUUAAAUUCUAUUUACUUAUUGGAUGGCUUAGGCACUUAUCUUAUAAACAAAAUUUCAUAUUUUUUAUGUCUUAUUAAGUGGAACUUGUGCUUCAACAUAAUCAAUAGAUAAUUAUGAAGAAAAGAAUGUACUUUCAGCUUUAUUAUGGGAUAGAAUGGUUUUACUAUGGUAAAGGUAACAUUUUAUUAUUAUUAUAUCAAUAUUCCCAGUGAUGUUAUAAUAUAUGUCAUAGGAAUUAGAUGAAAGAAAAAAUUCUCCUAAUAUAUAUCAAAUUAAGUAAUGUAGAUUUUUAAACAAAUUAUCAUACCAACAAAGAUUCCAAAAAUUUUUCCAAUAAAAAAAUAAGAGAAACCUCCUUAUAAAUCAAGAUUAUCAUUUAUAUACAAAAAGUAUUUUGGCCAAUGUUUAGGAAAAAAAUUUAAUUUACUUGA